Branchiostoma floridae (Florida lancelet) is the source of this 6330-nucleotide messenger RNA. RefSeq lists its product as uncharacterized. The record is from RefSeq and is a predicted model, not a curated record. Bases 1 to 5100 code for a protein of 1699 amino acids. The transcript is spliced from 31 exons. NCBI's taxonomy places the organism in Eukaryota, Metazoa, Chordata, Leptocardii, Amphioxiformes, Branchiostomatidae. Gene Ontology annotation, cellular component: extracellular matrix.
AUGUCUAGGGUGAAUGGAUACCGCCGAAGCCUUCCUGUCUGCUUGAACCGCAAGGUCUACAUCUCCAUCAGCGGUUUGAAUGUGCUGAUCGAGACUGACCACUGCUUCUCACUCAUGUAUGACGGGAAUCACCGUGUGGAGAUCAAAGUUCCCGCCUCCUACAAAGGAAAGCUUAGCGGAAUGUGCGGAAACUACAACGGCCAGCCGAAUGACGACAACCUGAUGCCGGGAGGACAGGUCGCCUCCACCUCCCUUCUGUACGGCAACAGUUGGAUCGCUCUUGAUGACAACACCUGCCCGGACACAAGACCGCAGGACAAUUUUGACUCCAACGAUAUCAGCCCGAGUGAUUGGCAGUGGUACUCGCAUCCGAGCAAGUGUGGACUCCUCAGAGCUACAAACGGACCGUUUCGCACUUGUCACUCCAUUGUGAAUCCAUCGGAGUUCGUGAAGACGUGCGUGUUCGACAUGGCGGCGUACCGGGGCGACCAGCUGGUGCUGUGUCAGAACUUACAGGCGUACGCUGACGCAUGCGUGUCAGCGGGAGGGAAACCACAGCAGUGGAGGAGAAGGGGAUUCUGUGAGGUGCCGUGUCCACCUCACAGCCACUACUCCCAGUGUGCCACUCCCUGCCCCCGAACAUGCGCAGACUCCGGCCCGAGGCCCUGUACGAGAAACUGCGUGGAGUCGUGUGUCUGUGAUAACGGUUAUGUGCUCAGUGGUGCCCACUGCGUGCCUUUAAGCAGCUGUGGGUGCUCUAAGGACGGGAGCCUUUAUGAGAAAAACGAAGUCUGGAUAUCAGGAAACGAGAUAUGUACAUGUCUGCCAACCAGACGUAUACAAUGUGAACCUCAAACUGGUGGUGAAGUCCCGGUGGAAAUCUGUGGAACGGGCUGGAACACGGUAGUAGGGUCUUUGUCGUUCGUGUCCAUCGGAUUCUGCGGCGUUUGGGGCGUGGACUCCGCCGGAGUGGUCUACUACCGAGUGGGCACGUACGGUAACGAGGGAGCUGCAGGGACGGGGUGGCUGACAGUAACCGGUGUCAGGCUUGUACAGAUCAGUUCCGGCCAGGGCAUCGUGUGGGGAGUCACAGCAAGAUACAGGGUCUAUGUGCGAAUCGGCAUCACGGCCCAGCGUCCACAGGGCACGGGUUGGACACAGAUCGGCGGAGGUCUGAUGUCAAUCUGCGUGUCAGGAUACUACGUCUGGGGAGCUACAACCACCGGUACAGUCUACUAUAGGACUGGGGUAACUGCAGCAAGGCAAUCGGGUACGGGGUGGGCGCUGGUGAGAGGACCGCCUAUACGUGGUCUAUCGUACGUAUCAAUCGGACACUGCGGCGUGUGGGCAGUGACCACUACCGGUGCGAUCUGGUACCGCAUCGGCACGUACGGAGGCACAGGUUCGGUUGGAACACAGUGGGUCCAAGUCACGGGCUGCUCCCUGGUCAGCAUCAGCGUGGGGUACAACGUGGUGUGGGGAGUUAGCGCCAUCGGACAAGUCUUCAUCAGAAUCGGAAUAACGGCCCAAAGGCCCCAGGGGACAGCCUGGAGACUGGUUGGUGGAAGCCUGGCUCAAAUCUACGUGAGCGCGACUUCUAACCGCGUGUGGGGCUGCGAUGGGGGCCACCACAUCUACAUCCGCGUGGGUAUCACGGGAGGACAAACAACGGGACCACCUGUGAACCCGCUGUGUCUGGGUAACCUGAAAUGUCCAAGCAGACCGGGUCAGUGCAAGGCGUAUGGUGAUCCUCACUACAUCACCUUCGACAACCGUCGUCACGACUUCCAAGGAACGUGCAAGUACGUCCUGGUGCGUCACGCCGACUUCACGGUGGAGGCACGGAACGUUCACCGCAGCGGGAAGAGCCAGCGGGUGGCCUUCUGUGAUCACGUGGAAGUGAACGUGCACAACUACGAGAUACAGCUCCGAAGUGGAUCUGACAAGGAAGUGUUGGUGAAUGGCUACCGCCGCAGCCUACCAGUGUGCCUGAGCCGUAAGGUUGCCAUCUCCAUCAUCGGGAAGAACGUGCAGAUUCAGACGGACCAGUGCCUGUCUGUCCUGUACGACGGAAGACACAGUGUAAUAGUGAGACUCCCCACGUCGUACAAGGGCAAGGUUAGCGGAAUGUGCGGAAACUACAACGGCCGACCAAACGACGACAACCUCAUGCCGGGAGGACAGGUCGCCUCCACCUCCCUUCUGUACGGCAACAGUUGGAUCGCUCCUGAUGACGACACUUGUCCCGAUACAAGACCUCAAGACAACUUUUGUGCUACAGACAUUACUGGUGGAGACAGGCAACUUUACCAGGGCCCAGAUAAGUGCGGUCUUCUGCGCCUACAAAAUGGUCCAUUCCGGACCUGCAUCUCAGUGCUUAACCCAGCGACGUAUUUUGAGUCGUGUGUGUUCGACAUGGCGGCUUACAGAGGAGACGAGGACAUGUUGUGUGAGAAUCUGGAGGCCUACAGCGACGACUGUCGGGCAGCGGGAGGAAACCCGGGAGGGUGGAGGACCGCAAACCGGUGUCCAUUGCCGUGCCCUCCCCACAGUCAGUACAACUUUUGUGGCUCUGCCUGUCCGUUGACGUGUGCUGAGCCCAACCCGAGACCCUGUAACAGGAUGUGCGUGGAGUCGUGUGUGUGUGACCAGGGGUACGUCCUCAGUGGUUCCACCUGCAUCCCGCGAAGCAGUUGUGGAUGCUCUAGCAAUGGAAACUAUUACCAGAAAAAUGAAAUGUGGAGGUCCGGAAACCAAAUCUGUACAUGUACCAACAGGAUCGUCUGUGAAGAUGAGCCAACCGGAGCAAUACCUACUGCAAUAACAGGUUCGGGAUGGGACACUUGUCCGGGGUCCCUUUCCUUUGUGACCAUCGGCUUGAGCGGAGUAUGGGGCGUGAACUCCAGAGGCGUCGUCUUCUACCGAGUCGGAACGUACGGGAAGGAAGGCCACUUCGGAACGGAGUGGAAGCAGGUAGACGGAAACCUUGUGCAGAUCAGUUCCGGCAAUGGCAUUGUGUGGGGAGUUGACAGACGAAACCAGGUCUACGUGCGAACCGGUAUGACAGUGAUGAUAGCGUAUCGCACAACUUGGAAUAUGGUCUCGGGACGGCCUCUGAAGUCAGUGUGCGUCAGUUCCUCAAGCAACUUUGUCUGGGGCGUCUGCCCUUGUGGUACCAUCUGGAGACGGACAGGGAUAACCGCCAGAAACCCCAUUGGUACGGGGUGGGCGCAGGUGAGCGGACCGGUCAUACGUGGUCUAUCGUACGUAUCAAUCGGACACUGCGGCGCGUGGGCAGUGACAUCUACCGGUGCGAUCUGGUACCGCAUCGGCACGUACGGAGGCACAGAUUCGGCUGGAACACGCUGGGUCCAAGUCACGGGCUCCUUGGUCAGCAUCAGCGUGGGGUACAACGUGGUGUGGGGAGUGAGCGCCAUUGGACAAGUCUUCAUCAGAAUCGGAAUAACGGCCCAAACACCACAGGGAACCGCCUGGCGAUUGGUCGGGGGAAGCCUCACUCAGAUCUACGUUAGUUCCUCGUCCAAUCGCGUGUGGGGAUGUGGUCUGAGUCAUCACAUCUAUCUCCGUGUAGGAAUUACAUGGAGCAAAGAACCUGUGGAUAUUCCCCCGCCCACCUGUCACUCCAAGGCGGACAUCCAUGUCCUAGUGGACGGAUCUAAGAGUGUGAAGACGCGUAACUUCCCCGCAGUACGGCAGUUCAUCCUCAAACUGGCGGCAGGGUUCGAGAUAGGCCCCAACAAGGCUAGAAUCGGCGUGUACCAGUUCGCUAAGGACAUGCAAACGGAGUUCAAGAUGAACCAGUACAACAAUAGAGAGGCCUUGCUGGAUGCCAUCAAGAAGAUUGAAUACAUGAAUGAAUUUCACACCAAAACCGGACAGUCCCUAGAGGCUGUUUACGACGAGUUCACCCAAGCUAAUGGUGCCCGGGAUGGUGUGGAAAAGAUCAUCAUCUUAGUAACAGACGGGAAGGCCACCGACCAAGUGAGAGAGCCUGCGCAGUACGUGAAAAACAAGGGUGCGCACGUGUUCACUGUGGGCGUAGCCAAGUACAAAAUGUCUGAACUUAAGCUCAUUGCGUCGAAUGACGACUACGUGGCUACUGCUGACGAUUUUGACGACUUGGACCAGAUCAGAGACAAAGUGCUGGAAGUCGUCUGUGAUGCUGACAAGGGCAAACGUAACAUUGGAGCCGAGGUCGAGAAUGGCCUGCAGUACCUGAAGGGAACAGCAGAGGCGCUGAUGGACGACCUGGAGGGACGUAAGAACCUGGGCCUAGAAACACCACAGACAGAAACUGGAGAGGAUGCUGCUAUGCAGCUAAGAGAGAUGUUAGAUUCCAUAUCCGAGCUGACGACUGACGCCAUCGAGGCGGAUGAAGAAUCUACUAAGAAAGUGUCGCUCGUCCUCAACGAGAUCGACCGACAACUGCAGGACAUCCGGGACCUGACGGACAUCCGGGACUCCUCCGUCAUCCGGGAACCCUCCAACAUCCGGGACAUUCCAGAGCCUGAUGGGUACGAGGAAUCGAGGGACCUUCACGACCCUCAGCCUGACGAGAUGGAGGAAAUCCGGAACGUUCUAGAGGCAGAUCUAGACAUGCUGGAGGAAAUCCGGAACCUUCAAGUUGACGGACCAGAGAAAGACGGAAUGGAGGAGGACGAGGCCGAGAGUCUUCAAUCUGACGGACUGGAAGAAGACGAGGGCCUGGAAAAUGACGGACUGGAGGAAGACGAGGGCCUGGAACAUGACGGACGGGAGAAAGACAAAGGCCUUGACUUUGACGGAAUGGAUGAAGACGAGGCCCUUGAACCUGCCAGGCUGGAGGAAGGCCUGGGCCUUAAACAUGGCGGACUGGAGGAAGACAAGGACAUUGAAGACGGACUGGAGGAAGACGAGGGCCUUGAGGAAAUCGAGGGCCUUGAACCUGCCGGGAUGGAGGAAGACCAGGACCCUCAACCUGAUGGACUUGGGGAAGACGAGGGCCCUGAACUUGGCGGACUGGAGGAAAAUGAGGGCCUUCCCCAACCUGACGAUCUGAAGGAAGUGCUAAGGGAGAUAGAGGACAUCAUCGGCGGAUGAUUGACACCUGACAUCCAUUUCAAACAUCGUCUUUACCGAGUGCAUUCGUAGUCAUGCUGCUUUCUGUUUUAGUUUAGAGAUCAGUAUAUAGCAUUAUAAGUAGCAAAGUUAGUUCUAUGUUAUAGAAUAUAUGCAUUGAUAUCAGUUCUCAAGCAGAAAUAGGCUAUAUCUAUGGUGUUCAUGCUAAUUUUAGAUACGAUUGGAUGUUAUGGGAACCCCCAGAUUCUUUGACUGCUUCCAACAAUAAUGCCAAGAUUCAGACAAACACAUAUUAGCGUGAAACUUCAUCUGUGUUGGUAAAUGGCAUGAAAAAAAAGUUUACGACUACUGAAAUAAUUUUACAGAGACGGGGGGUGACACAGGUUAUCUAUCACCUACGACCCGUCGCUGCAGUCACGUGUCUCCAACGUCACGUUCUGCAAGCUGCAGUAGACGGGUCAAUGUAAACGUAAGCAAGGCUGACAAAGUCGGCCGAAAUUUUGGUUACCAGUAAUUCCCAAAUAUCUAAGUGCUGGUUUAGUUUUUCAACUUUCUUAAUAAAAGAAAAGAUAUUAGGGAAACAUUUCUAAGCAUACAAUUUCUCACUUUGCUAUUAGUCCUUGGCCAAUUACAUGCGAUAAACGACUUCAGAUAUUCUGAUAGAUUGGUUUCAUUUGGUGUAAUAGAAUAACAUAGAUGUGCAAUGUAUUGAUAUGACAUGUAUGUAAUACAUACAGAGGUGGUAGAUUAUAAGAAUGUUAUGUUUGCAAUCGGCAGCUACCUUUUCUUACUGUCUUUUUUGUACCAGUAGUGCACUGCAGAGUAUAGAAAUAUGGAGUCAUUAUAAUAUAAGCCUGAACGUCUAGCACGGAAACGCACCAAUUCUGCAUAAUAUGUCUAAGCCAUAUAGAAUGCAUGUACAAUGGAAGCCAGUUAAUUGCAUGUCGGAUAAACGCACACUUCGAUCAACUGCACGGAAUGCUCAAAUCCCGUGGUGGUGCGGUCCAACUGGGUAACUUCGCAUUAUCGCACACGCCGGAUAAUUGCACGGAUUUUGCCUUCAAAUUGGGUAUGCAAUUAAGCGGCUUCCGUUGUAUUGUACUGACUGUGAUCAGAAACAUAUUGUUAAUUUGGAAUUAUCUUGUAAGAAUCAUACAGUGAACAGGUCUAAGUCUAAUCCAGGCAGUAGUGGGUGUUUAUAGCAAAUGACUAAACAUUGCAAUAGAAAGCAAAAUAAAAAUGGUAAUGGUA